Molecule: messenger RNA, 863 nt
Organism: Cervus elaphus (red deer)
Lineage: Eukaryota; Metazoa; Chordata; Mammalia; Artiodactyla; Cervidae
Product: cationic trypsin
Exons: 5
Coding region: 33-773 (246 amino acids)
Biological process (GO): proteolysis
Molecular function (GO): serine-type endopeptidase activity
Source: RefSeq, a predicted model, not a curated record
CCUAGUCCCCAGUCCAGAACCAGUGAGCAACCAUGAAGACCUUCAUCUUUCUGGCUCUCCUGGGAGCUGCUGUCGCUUUCCCCGUGGAUGACGAUGACAAGAUCGUCGGGGGCUACACCUGUGGGGCAAAUACUGUUCCCUACCAGGUGUCCCUGAACUCUGGCUACCACUUCUGCGGGGGCUCCCUCAUCAACAGCCAGUGGGUGGUGUCUGCGGCUCACUGCUACAAGUCUGGAAUCCAAGUGCGUCUGGGAGAAAACAACAUUAACGUCGUUGAGGGCAAUGAGCAAUUCAUCAGCGCAUCCAAGAGCAUUGUCCAUCCCAGCUACAACCAGAACACCUUGAACAACGAUAUCAUGCUGAUUAAGCUGAAAUCAGCUGCCACCCUCAACAGCCGGGUGGCCUCCGUCUCUCUGCCAACGUCCUGCGCCUCUGCCGGCACCCAGUGCCUCAUCUCCGGCUGGGGCAACACCAAGAGCAGUGGCACCAGCUACCCUGAUGUCCUGCAGUGUCUGAAGGCACCCAUCCUAUCUGCCAGCGCUUGCUCAAGUGCCUACCCAGGCCAGAUCACCAGCAACAUGUUCUGUGCGGGCUACCUGGAGGGCGGAAAGGACUCCUGCCAGGGUGACUCUGGCGGCCCUGUGGUCUGCAAUGGAAAGCUCCAGGGCAUUGUCUCCUGGGGCUAUGGCUGCGCUCAGAAAAACAAGCCUGGUGUCUACACCAAGGUCUGCAACUACGUGAGCUGGAUUCAGCAGACCAUCGCUUCCAACUAAACAGCUUCAUCUCUUCAGGACCCUCCCGGUUAGCCAGCUUCACCUUCCUCCCAUCCUGAAAACACUACUGAAAUAAAAUCAUUCAUAAAA